AUGUAUCCAAGAAAGAAGAGCCAUGUUUGGCUAAGGACAUUUGAUAUUGUGGAGAAGGCGGCAGAUGCUUACGAUUUCGUCGUACGAGAGUUCCGUGACAAUAAGGCAAAGACAAACUUUCAUACCCCUACUAAAUUGUCACUACCGACGGUCACCAUCGGUGGGAAGAAGGUUGUGACUAAAAUCCCUAGCGGUGGAGCAAUAUCGUUGAGUCAGCUAACUACAUCCUUUCGAUCACCACCACUCCACUUCCACCUUCGGCUAUUGAUCUUAGCAUGUUUCACUAACAUGUCUAUUUCCCAGUGGCUUAUUCAUUGUUCCUUUACCAUUCAUAAGUUGUCUAAUGAUGAUGGUGGCGGCGAUGGUAACAUACUGACAUCGACUACUUGUACCAUUCACAUUGCUUGUUGUAUUGUUACCUAG
Messenger RNA from Lactuca virosa, 423 nucleotides. NCBI's taxonomy places the organism in Eukaryota, Viridiplantae, Streptophyta, Magnoliopsida, Asterales, Asteraceae. The record is from the annotation of a GenBank genome assembly.